Moneuplotes crassus is the source of this 3656-nucleotide messenger RNA. The record is from the annotation of a GenBank genome assembly. NCBI's taxonomy places the organism in Eukaryota, Ciliophora, Spirotrichea, Euplotida, Euplotidae.
UAAAUAUGUUUGCAUAUCUGACUAAGAAGAUCGGUAUGCCGAAUAGCACGAAGCUCAAAGCAAUUGGGUGGAACCAAGAAAAGGGCUGGAUCUCGUGCGGAGGUGAAAACAAUUUGCUCAAAGUCAUAAAGCUGGAGUCAGGAAAAGGAGAAGGAGGAGGUAAUCUCUCUAUGAACCAAACUCUCAGUGGUCAUAGUGGCACUGUCGAUCUAGUCUGAUGGAACGAAAACUACCAGAAGCUUACUACUAGUGACGAGAAGGGACUUAUUAUUGUGUGGUGUGUACAUAAGGGUCAAUGGUACGAGGAAAUGAUCAAUAAUCGUAAUAAAUCUAUUGUGAAAGAUAUGAAGUGGACCUCAAAUGGAGAGAAAAUCUGUAUUAUCUAUGAAGACGGUGCUGUUAUCGUUGGAUCCGUGGAGGGUAAUAGGCUUUGGGGUAAGGAACUAGAUCAUGAAAUAUCGAAAAUUGAAUGGUCACCAGACUGUAAACUUAUUCUUUUUGGAACUCCCAAUGGUGAUGUUGUCUGUCAUGACUAUGUUGGAAAUUUCUUAUUCAACAUUAAGCUAUUUUGAUUCGAGUCUGGCAGUCCUCAGUCAGGCCUUGCUGAUAUUCAAUGGUUUGAAAGCAGCAAAGUUGGAUACUCAUAUGGACAUAUUGAUAAGAAGGGAGGAGCUCUUUGCUUAGCAUACGAAUCAGGGGAAAUUCAAUUGAUGAGAAAUGAGCAAGAUGAUUAUCCAAUCGCGUUCCAUACUGGGCUUCAGAUUGUCUGAGCUAGAUGGAACACUAACGGUAAUGUCCUAGCUGUGUCAGGAAUCUUGCAAGAUGGUUAUGAAAAGAAAGCAGUAGUCAACUUUUAUAAUAAUGUUGGAGAUCACUUGAGAACGCUCAGAGUUCCUUCAUCCUCAGGAGUUAUUGAGUGUAUUAGUUGGGAAGGAUUUGGUCUUAGAAUGAGUCUUGCGGUUGAUUCUGCUAUUAUUUUUGCGAAUAUUCAGCCAAACUAUCUUUGGUCUUAUUUCAACAAUACAUUAGUAUUUGCUUUUCAAAAGCCUGAUAAAAAUGAUCUCACAAUCGUAUUCUGGGACUCUGUAGUUAAUGAAAAGCAUGUCAGGACUAUGAAAGGACUCCAACAUGUCUGUGCAGCAGGAGAAUACUGUGUCCUCGUUUCAGAAAUCGAAGAGUCAAAAGGAGAAUAUAUCCUCGUGCUAUCAAACGCCGUCGGUUGUCCAGUCGACUCCAAAACAAUCAACAUCAGCCCGAAGUAUGUUGCGAUGAACACGACUCAUGUGAUUGUUUGCUCUGACGACACUGUGUAUUACUGGCAGUACAGAUCUCAGUAUUCUCAAGGAGUGUCGCUCGAAAGUGAGAAAAAGAAAAGAGCUGGUAAAGAAAGCGCUUUCCACAUUGAUGAGAUCCCGAACCCAAACACCAUCUACGACAAGUCUCGCUGGAAAGGCUUCAGUCAAGACGUCCAAGACCCAAUUUGAUCAGUUGCUGCUGGCAAAGAUGGCUUCAUUGUUGGAAGAGCCAGUGGCCAAGUGUACCAAUACGCAUUGCCUUACAUCCAGAGAAACGAAAACAAGUUCGUGCUGAAAUGAAAACCUCAGACACUUUCUCUGAACUGUGACUGUACCAAGUUCGCAAUUAUCGACAUCAACGGAGUUCUGACGUUCUUCGACAUAGAAGAGUGUCCUCCAGGCACCAAAGUGCCAGGAUACCACAAGCCAGAAGAAAAGAAAGAAGUCUGGUCUGUAGUGUGGAGUUCUGACAACCCUGACAUGUGUGCCCUCAUGGAGAAAAACAGAAUGUUCGUCAUGAGGAACUUCAAGCAAGAAGAGCCUAUUCUGAGUUCAGGUUAUCUGUGUCGCUUCUCUGACCUCGAAGUCAAAGCGGCGCUACUCGACGACAUCUUGAAGGCCCCAGAAGACAUCAAGAACAUUGGAGACUUCAUAGAGUCUUACGAGUGCAGGUCUUUGAGAGACACCAGAGACCAUCUGACCACGAUCAGUCUCAAAGACGCUGUUGAGUUCGUCGACCAGAACCCACAUCCCCGCCUGUGGAAGCUGAUUGCAGAGGCUGCACUCGAGAAGCUGGACUUCGCAGUUGCAGAGAAGGCCUUUGUCAAGAUCGAAGACUACCACGGAAUCAAGUUCUUGAAGGCCCUCAAGAAGAUCGACGACAAGUACAAGCAGAAGGCCGAAAUCUGAGCUUACUUCAACAAGUUCGACGAGGCCGAACAGAUUUAUAGGGAAAUCGACCGGAAGGACUUGGCGCUGGAGCUGAGGAUGAAGCUGGGAGACUGGUCCAAAGUUGUCACACUCAUCGAGCAAGGAGUUGGGGAUGAUGAUAUCCUCAAGGAAGCUUAUAACAGAAUGGGUGAAUUCUGUUCCGAUAAACAGAGAUGGAAUAAGGCCGCAUACUAUUUCCAGCAAGCUAAUAAUUAUGAAGCUCUUAUUGAUGUAUAUUACAGACUCGAACAGUUUAGUAACCUUGACAGGCUUAUCGAGGAUAUCCCUCAAAAUUCUGAAUAUCUGACUAUGCUUGCUGAGAAAAUGCAGUCAAUCGGUUUGUGAGAAGAAGCAGUAAAAGUAUAUAUUAAAGCAGGUGAUGUUAAGAAAGCUAUCGAUUGUUGUGUAUUAUUGAAUCAAUGGAACCUUGCAGUUGAACUUGCUGAGCAACAUAACUUCUUAGCUAUUGAGCAACUUCUAGCAAGAUAUGCUACUCACUUGAUUCAAAAAGAUAAGAAAAUGGAAGCAGUUGAAUUAUACAGAAAAGCUAAUAAGAAUACAGAAUCUGCAAGACUUUUGGCAGAGAUUGCUAGCAAGCUGCAAGCCCAAAGAGCUCCUCCACUCAUGAUCAAGAAGAUCUAUGUGCUUGCUGCAUUUGAGAUUGAUUCGUAUAAACAAAGAGUCUUUGAUGCUUCUCUGACUCAAAUAACAGGAGGUGGCAAUACAGCUGAAGCUACUGCAAAGACAUUGAAUUCAUUGAUCACAACAGAUAUUAACACUAGUGCAGAUAAGGCUCUCAGUAAUCCUUGGAAGGGAGCUGAAGCCAUUCAUUUCUAUUUGCUUUGACAGAGGCAAUUAUACCAAAAAGAGUACAAGAAGGCAAUGAAGACUUCUAUCAGAUUAAUGGAUUAUGAAAGAGAGAUUGACACAAGAGAGGUUUACAGUCUUGUAGCUCUUUCAUCUUACUACAAUAAGUGCUACAGAGAAUGCUCUAAAGCAUUCGCUAUUCUUGAGAGACUUCCAGAUCUUAGCACUAUUGAAAGAGAAAAGUUUGAAAAUAUUGCUCUUAGUCUUUUCUCAAGACAUGCUCCUAAGGAUGCUGCUCAGGUAAAGUUCCCAUGUCCUAAAAAGAACUGUGAUGCUCAAAUUAGUGAAUAUGAUACUGACUGCAAGAGAUGCGGUAGCUUCUUCAGUGCAUGUAUUGCAAGUGGGCAGAGUAUUUUAGCUAAAGAGUAUUAUACUUGUAAGACAUGCAAGCACAAGGCUCUUCAUAAAGAGCUAGUCUAUCUCAAUCUAAAGCAUUGUCCUCUAUGCCACGCCUUAGUUGUUAAUCCUAAGUAAAGAAUGAAGAUCGAUCUUGAAGAGCAAAUUUAGACAAGUAAUAUACCCAUAACGCACUUCAAGAAGUGAAAUUCCAGAAUAAUUCAAUAA